Polyodon spathula (Mississippi paddlefish) is the source of this 2758-nucleotide messenger RNA. RefSeq lists its product as uncharacterized. The transcript is spliced from 4 exons. Bases 154 to 1251 code for a protein of 365 amino acids. Gene Ontology annotation, molecular function: protein binding. Lineage: Eukaryota; Metazoa; Chordata; Actinopteri; Acipenseriformes; Polyodontidae. The record is from RefSeq and is a predicted model, not a curated record.
ACAUUUGCACAGGUCUCCAGUUUAUUAAAUUCUACCACUCGCUGUCUGCAGGCCGCAAGUUGGUUAUACAGUAGAGAGGUGAAAUAAACUAUAAAGAGAACCUAGUCUGCUUUUAUUUAUUUCUUUAUAGAGCUACAGGAGGCACCAGAUCCCAUGGAGCAGCGGAUCGUCCUCUUGUGUCUGGCUCUGGCUGGGGCUGGACCAUGCCUGGGCAGCUUCAACGGCUAUGAUUAUGGGGGGAUGCCGGUCAUGAUUAACCGACUGAUGGGAGAGCCCAGCGUGUUGAGUCUACGAGGACGCGUGGAUGCCAGCUGGUACCGUGUCAUGAAUAGCGAGAGCUGCCCGCCGGAGUGCAACUGCCCGAUACAGUGGCCCUCUGCAAUGUACUGCGACAACAGGGGCCUUACGUACUCACCCACCUCCCUGCCCCCGAGGACGCAGUACCUGUUCCUACAGGGCAACCGCAUCUCCAGCCUCCCCCAAGAGGGGUUUAAGAACUCCACUCUCAUACGCUGGCUCAUUUUGGACCACAAUGAGAUGGUGAGCAGUCAGAUCUCUGUGGCAGUGCUGAAGGGGCUACCCCAUCUGCAGAACCUUUUCAUCAACUACAACAACCUGACUGAUAUCCCCGGGCCCCUGCCCGACGGCCUGAAGCAGCUCCGACUGGCGCACAACAAGAUCGGCAAAAUCUCCCCCAGCGCUUUCGAAAACCUCAAGAACCUAACUCUACUGCUGCUGCAAGGAAACCAGCUGAAAACCAUCGGAGAGGCUGAUUUCAAAGGUCUGCAGUCCAUCAUUCUCCUGGAUCUCAGUCACAACAAGCUGGUCGAAUUCCCUAAGAAUCUGCCCCCUUCCAUCCAGCAGCUCUAUGUCUCUAACAACUCCCUGGCCUCCCUCCCCCAGGACUGCCUGAUGGACUUCGACAGGCUGCAGUAUCUACGGAUCAGCCACAACAAGCUGGUCAACCAGGGGCUCCCUGCUGACGUCUUCAACGUGUCCUCCAUUGUCGAGCUUGACCUGUCCUACAACCAGCUCUCUUCCAUCCCUCCCGUGCACCAGGCUCUGCAGUACCUCUACCUGGAAGCCAAUGACAUCCAGGAGUUCAACGUCACCAGCUUCUGCCGAAAGGUCAGCCCUGUUGACUUCUCCCGCAUGAGGAUCCUUCGUCUGGAUGGGAAUCAGCUCUCCUACGACCAGCUGCCCUUGGAGUGGGGUCUGUGUCUCAGAGUGCUGAAGGACAUCUACAUCUAGCGCAGAAAACCAACUGAACAAGCCUGAGGCACGGGGACAAGUUUACUAAAAUCAGAUCUAGAAUGUGGUAGCUCUCCAAGCCCAUUCUAAUCCGGGACAUUGAGUUCCAGUUAAAAAAUGAACAUCCUGGUUGGAGCAACAAGUCCCGCUGCUCUAGUUCAAAUUCAGCAGAAGUAAAUCUUAGUAAACGUGUCCCUUACACAUUCAGCCUCUAGCAAUUUCAUCACAUUUCUAGAUUCUAGCUUCACGGACAAAAUGCCAAGGAUGCUGCCUUAAUAUUCAUAUAUUCAGAUAAACAAAUUUAUCAAUAAAACAAAUAAAUACAUAAUAUUAAUAAAAAAUAAUCUCAGUCUGGCUCAAAAGAUUAAAAAAACGUGAUUCAAUGUGAUUGAACAUUAGCCAGGGCAGCUUAGAAACUAUUUGUGCAAAGCGCUUUUCUGGUUUUUUCCAUUUUUUGAGCAAAGGAAGGAAGACUGACCUCACUUUUAAGAUUACAUGAUAGCAUUCUCCAAAUUAUUUCCAGAUACUGAAAAUCUCUUCCCCGAGCAGUCUGUCUGAACUGCUGUUACAGUGAACCUAGCAGCAGACACAUACAGUAGUAUAUUAAUACCAAGCUCUGAUGUUGGUACUUUCCAUCGUGCCUCUACAGUAAAUUGUUCCCUGUAAAGGUUUCUGUUGAUGAAUGGUCUGGUCUCUUUCAAAACUGAAAAUAGACUCAGCAGGUGGAGUGUUAACUAAUGUUAAAGAGCGGUGGUGUUCAAAUCUUUCUCUAUUCAACAAAAUCAUUCACAUUUACUGUAUUCAUCUUUACAGUGUAUAUCUCCGAGAUAAAAACACAAAGAUAUUGUCCUUACCUGCCUCUCCACAGGUUUGAGAAUAGAUAUUGAGGUCCUCUUAAUUGUGGGAGUGGAAUAUUCUCCAGCCCUUGCAGGAUGUUAUCACGGUGCAUUUCAGCGUUGAGGUUUAUCUUGACCAGUGGUGUCCAAACCCGACUGGGGCUGCACUCCAGAGUGGAUUUCUCUGAGGCAGCUAAGCACCUAAUUAUAAACCCUGAUAGAGGUUAAAAUGAGAAUUAAGAGAGGCCCACUGUGGAAUGUUUGGACACGUCUGCUCGAGACAUUGCAUGAUCAGCCCCCAUCACUGACUUUUGAAUCUGGUAUCAGGUGAGCCCACUCAUUCAACCCAACACAAUUCACAGUGUAUGCAAUAAAAAAUCCUUGGGAAGCUUAGUUAUCCAAGUUCGAGCCACUUUAGAAACAAGUGUAGCAUCAAAGCAUACUCAAUAAUUAGCAUCAUUUGUCUGUACACUACACAUCUACUUACAAUGCAGUGCCAAAGUCUCAAUUAAAAAAUAUGACCUAAAUGCAAUGUUUUGCAAUAGUUAGUACAGAAGUUAUUGCCACUGUUAGAUGAUUUUUUUAUGCAUUAGUGGAAGUGCCUCUGUAUAUUUAAGACUUGUUUUGCUUGGUUCAUUUAAAAUAAAAAAAUACUGAAGCUUCUCCUUAAA